AUGGGUGCCGCGCUGGAUGCGUACCUGUGGACAGAAAGGCUCCAGUUACUUUCUGGCAAUGCUCUCGGCGCACCGCUGACAGAAUGGCAACAGCAGGUCUUUAACGAGGUCGCCAAGAGCGCAGCUGUGCAGUCGAAGGCUGCAGAGCCAGAGCUCUUGGCCCUUUUCGAUGCAGAAGAUUUUCGUGCGAACCUUUCCGCUUGCUGCCCAUCAAUUGCAAAAAUGUCGGCCACAGAGCUCAUGGACAGACUUUCCAAGCAGUUUGAGGUGGCCGAAGUGGCAUCUGGCUUUCCUGCAUUUCAAGAUCCUGCCGAGCUGUUUCCGGAUUCUGCGGGAAUGUCUAUCGACUUCGGAAUGAAUGGCACAUUCUUCCUGACUGACUGGCAGGCGAUCUUGAUGCACUCCACCGUGGAUCCGGAGAAAGUGUGGCAUGGUCUCGUGGCUACGUACCAGGCAUUCCAUGUCAACUCCUCGAGGGGAACAGUGAUUAUGGAGCAGUGGCUUGGUGGAUGCACUGGCAACAAGAGUCAGCCUGUCGAGAUGCUGUUGUCAACAUGCUAUUUGCAGCCUCAUUCCUUCAAAGGUCAGGACAGGAUUGUGCGCUACGACUACGAGCAAGGCAAAGGUCAGAUCAAUUCUUCCUUCUGGCUGGCUCCGAAGAGUUCGAAAGUCGUCGGUGGCUGGCGCAGCCCAUCUUUGGAACUCGACCUUGGGAUGCAGAAAGUGGACUGCCCGAAACGCCCAGCGUUUGCUAUCUCGGCGUAUGUUGCAGACGGCCAGUGCCACACACAUGCCGUCCAGAACAACUCGCAAGAAUUCGGCUACCAAGAUCAUGCAGAGACCUACGAGUAUGGCUUGAAGCCAUUUAAGUCCCGCGGGGCACCAUCGACUCUUGCUGAAGCUGCCGAGCGCCCGGUCUAUUCCUUGGUUAAUCUGAACAUGAUUGACAUGGGAAGUCCCAUUUAUGGUGACGUUUCUGCCAUUUUCUCAAACAAGUACAUCGCAGACAGCACACUGCUAUCUCCAAUCGACAGUGGUAUGUAUGAGAUGGACUGCAUUGACAAGGAGGACUUUGAAUGGACGCCGCCGCACAACUGCAGUGCUGUAACAGCCUUCAAGCAUCUGGGUACCCUCCAGCACAGCAAGCACCUUUGGUUGAUCAACAAGGGAUUCUGGAAUCGUCUUGGUCUCCUACACACCACUUUGACAAGGAUGGAGACUCCCUGGGGACGUCAUCCCGUGCCAGCCGGCGCUUUCCUGAACUACUUCGAGGGCGCCCUCCUAGGUCAAUUGCAGUUCCCGACAGCAAUUCGGUUCCUCAUCGGUUGUUUUCCAGCGCUCUUCGGCACUGACUUGGGAGUGAAGCUGCAAACUUGGGCGAGGAGCCGCGGUUGGGUCUUGAUUUGGGCACUUGGCCCGAAUGAAAAGGCCAUUGUGGGAGAAACUUCAGACUUCAAUUUCGACCUGAUGGCGGGGACCUUGUCGUUCGAACUCAACAAGCGCUUGAUUGAUCCGCUUGUCUUGUCUGAGACGACGGCUGCUGCAAGCUUAUCCCUGGGCUCCAAUGCAACAGACAAGUUUAACCAGAUGUGGGUGGAGGUUGCCCACCUGCGGAACACAACGAACGUGACCAAUGCGACCAUGGUGCAGAAAAUGCAGGAAAUUGGCACGCUUCUUCCACAGCUUCCUAUUCGUCCUCUAAUGCCUGGGGACUGCGACGAGAAGCUGAAGAGCGCCGAGUGCGUCGGCAUGACGCUGCAGGGCAGCUGCCUGUGCUACGCCAGUGUGGACCCCCACAUGCAGGCUGUCGAAGUUUGUGAGAAGCUUGUUUUCACCCAGGUGCACAGUGUACAGUUUGCGCAACGAAGUGAAGAGGCGAACGAGUUCAGCCUCGAGCUGAAGAAGCUGCGUGGCAACUUGCAGGACUUUGCGUCAGCUGCCCAGCAGCGCAUUGCGGAAGAGGUCUCGCACCUGACUAGCGAGAUGAUGGCUAUCCGCGAUGGCAUUUCGAGCGAGUUACAGGUGCUUCGCGAAACACAAGCAUCAGACACCACGAAGCUGCGAGACUUUGUGGAUGCGAGCAGCUGGAAGCUGCGUGAUCAGCAAUCGGCAGAGACAGGAAAGCUGAAGGAAGGCUUCCAGAGUGAGAUGAAGUCUCUACGAGAUGAGCUUUCUCGAGCUGCUUCUUUUCGCUCGGAGUUCUCCACAAUUCGCUCGGCCUGGGAUUGCAGUCUUGGGACUCUGCGCUCCGAGCUGAGCGCUGUUCGAAAAGACCUCGACAGCUUCAAGUCCGAGAGCAGCAGCAUGGAUGGUGCUUUGCGUUCCGAUCUAGACACCCACCGAAGUGAGUUCGGCACUUUGCGCUCUGAGUUGAAUCCAGUGCGCUCGGACAUCACAUCGUUGCGGAGUGAGUUGGACUCGUGCCGUGCCGACAUCACUACAACGCGAACAGAAUUGGGUUCGCAGGGCACGGACUUGAAGACACUCCGGACAGACCUCGGGUCAAUCCGCACCGACCUCGGGUCGCUCCGCACGGACUUCAGCUCUCAACGAACAGACCUCGGGAACAGCCUGAACGGCCUGCGUGGUGACCUGAAUUCCUUCAGAUCGGAUGUGGCCUCAUGGCGCUCGGACAUGGAAAGCCAUGUCCAGGACAUUGCAGUUCUGAAAGUGGAGACCGAGUCGAGCCGCAGCUUGAUCAAGUCCGUCCAGUCCAGCGCGGAGCAACAUGCCACUGACUUGAGCUCGUUGCGCUCGGAGAUUGACCUCGCACGCUCCAGCAUUGCGGCCCAAAGGUCUGAGCAGGAGUCCCAACACUCAGAGGUGAAAUCGUUGCGAUCGGAGCUCACCCAAUCGUUGCGAUCGGUCAGGAAGGACCACGCCGACCUGCGUAGUGAGAUGCACAAAGAUGUGGCAGAGCUGCGGAAGGAGGCCAUACAGGGACUCUCCGAGAAGCAGGAUGCCAUUGACGACUUUGUCAAGGAUGUGACUGGCCUCCGUGGUCAUGUCAGCGACUUGAGAAAGGAGCUUUCCUCCACACAGGGGCAGCUGAACGACGUGCGCAAGGAGCUUUCCUCAUCACAGGGCCAGCUAGGUGACGUGCGGAAGGAGAUGUCGUCUACGCAGGGGCAGCUCGCUGACACACGCAAGGACGUUUCGGCCACGCAGGCACAAGUCAACGACUUGAAGAAGGACGGAGCUUCAUCCAGAAGUCAGGUCACUGACCUACUCAAGGAGUUGCGCUUGCUGCAGAGUCAGCAAAGCGAAUUUGCGAAGGCACAGGAUCUAGCCACUGCUCAGGGCAUGGUGAAGGACUUGCGGCAGGACUUGAGUGCAACCCAGGGGCACAUCACCAGCCUGCAGAAGGAGACUGUGUCCAUAAAGACCGACCUCGUGUCCACCAAGGGCGACGUCACGAAUGUGUCCAAGGAGACUCUGUCCAACAAGAACGACCUCUCGUCCUUGAAGAACAACCUCAACGACAUCUCAAAGGAUGUGAAGGAGUUGCAGGGCACAGACAGAAACUUCCGAGACAAGAGCCCACCUGAGCAAGUUGCAGCAGGACAGCAUCGAGGGGGUGCCGAGGUUGCAGCCCCGCAGGAGCUCGUGCAGUCGCAGACGGAGCUCGUUCAGUCGCAGACGCGCCUCCACACCUUGGAGAAGGAGAUCGCAACAACGACACAGCUGACGAGCUCGCUCCAGCAGGAGUCGCGAAAGUCUUCUGAGGAGUUGGUGGCCGUUCAGUCUUUGGCGACUGAUUUGAAGAGCUCUGUUCAUGAUUUGCAGAGCUCGGCGAAUCAUUCGCGGCAGGGCAUUGAUGCCACAAACAGCUCACUAGAUGAUCUCCGCAAGGAGCUGCCAGAGUUUCACGGUGCUCUGAGUCAUUUCAGACAGGAAGUUGCCGAGAAGGGCAGCCAGUCGGACAUGUUGCAUCAGGCCUUACAAGCGGAGCUGGAGCAACUCCGCAGUCAGGCAGCUGAGGUGAGAAAGGAUCUCACCACUUUCUUCCAGAUGGAGCUGGCCGGUGUGCGGAAGGACUUGGGUCAGCAAGGAGAAGAUCUGCAAGGCGCUUUGGUUUCCAUGCAGGUCAGAAUAAAAGAGGAAGCUGCUGCCGAAAUCAGGAAGCUGCAGAGUGAUGCCAGUGCUGCGCAUCGAGAGGUUACCAGCAUGGUCCAGCAGACGGCGCAAAAGCUCAAGGACGAGGCUGGACAAAUGUCCUCGGCACUGCAGGCAGCACAAGAGGACGCUGCUGACCUGCGAUGCGAGGUGCACGAGGCCUGCAGCGCCAUCGAAGACCAGCGACGGGAGGUGGGGGCCGGUGCCAAGAGGGCAAAGAGUAUGAUCAUGCUGGCGUGCUGA
Molecule: messenger RNA, 4359 nt
Organism: Symbiodinium sp. CCMP2456
Lineage: Eukaryota; Dinophyceae; Suessiales; Symbiodiniaceae
Source: the annotation of a GenBank genome assembly